Sclerotinia trifoliorum is the source of this 868-nucleotide messenger RNA. The record is from the annotation of a GenBank genome assembly. Lineage: Eukaryota; Fungi; Ascomycota; Leotiomycetes; Helotiales; Sclerotiniaceae.
CAAGAGAAUGGUAUACAAACUUCAUUUAACUACCAAAAAUCUAGGUACGGCAUGGUUCAUAUAAAGACCGUCAAAUUGCGUGCCAACAACCACUAAAUAAUGUCCCAAAAAUCUACAACCCGACCUCCUCAUUGGGCCCGUCCAUCACACAACUUCACCACUCCACGACUCAUCCUCCGCAGUGCACUUCCUUCCGAUGCGCGUCCAUUCACAAUUGUGCGGAAUGAUCCUCAAAAUAGCCCUUUUGGCGGAGUCGUAGAUCCCGAUCUAUCAACCGAAGUACAGGCCCAGCGACUCGAGGCACAAAAGAUAUCAACAGCCGCGGGGAGAAAUGCUUGGCUUGUGGUUAUUCUCAAGGAGCGCAGUGAGGAAAUACCUAGAAUUAGCGAUAUAGAAAAUUUGAGAGUUGAUGAUGGUUUUCUGAUUGGUAUGACGGGAUUUAAUUCUUUCCCAGUGGAAGGAUCUGAUAAUGGUACGGGUAAAUAUAUUCUGGUUGGUGAUAUUGGGGUGUUGAUCGAUUACCGGUUUGCGAGAAAAGGAUAUGCGUUGGAAACUUUGUGUGCGGUGGUUGAAUAUGGGUUUUAUGAAUUAGAAUGUGGAAAAAUUACGCUCGAGACAUAUUCUAUCAAUGCGCCGUUUCGAGGUUUGAUGAAAGCGGCGAAGUUGGAAGAUAUUGUGGUUUUGAGAAGGAUUGGUGAUGGACCUCCAGAUCAGGAAGCAUACUAUGAGUUUGAUGAGCAGAAAUGGGAGGAUGCGAAGAAGGAAAUGGUUAGGGAUGAAAAAUGGCCAUUGUAAAUUCUUGAGUAUCCCUGGCGAAAAGCCUUCUUGAAUGCCUUGCACAAUUAUCAUAUAGUGCGGUUUCAUUUAU